This is a messenger RNA of Trypanosoma grayi, 3081 nucleotides long. RefSeq names its product putative eukaryotic initiation factor 4a. The transcript has a single exon. Bases 1 to 3081 code for a protein of 1026 amino acids. NCBI's taxonomy places the organism in Eukaryota, Euglenozoa, Kinetoplastea, Trypanosomatida, Trypanosomatidae. The record is from RefSeq and is a predicted model, not a curated record. Gene Ontology annotation, cellular component: eukaryotic translation initiation factor 4F complex. Gene Ontology annotation, molecular function: protein binding; mRNA binding; translation initiation factor activity.
AUGGAGCCACUUGCGGCGGCCAGGGUGAAGAAGCCCAGAAGGACUAGCUCUGUUCCGGGAAGUGAAACUCGCGCUGCAUGCAGGCGUGGCCUGCCGCGGUCACUCGUGGACGCCCUGCACGCCGCGCGCGAACGAUUCGAAUGCUACAGAAAAACAACACUAAACGCAGCCGGUAAUUGGCGUCCAUGUGAGAAGGUUAGUAUAGGCACGCAAACAGUUGAUACAGACCAUCAGCAAAAUGAAGAGCAGCCACAACUGCAAGUGCAGCAGCAGCAGCAGCAGCAGCAGAAGUUGCCUGCCGUGUCCAACACCUUGGUGCCAUCUACGGAGAGGACACUCCCGUCGAGCGGUAACCCGACUAAUAGUUAUAGUCCAUCCACCGAACAAACACCCGGCGACGGCAUGGGGAGCGAGACGCGAAUGGUGGAAAAUGAACCGGAUGCCGCCACUGUUGCUGUCGCGGCGACGCUCAUUCCGUACAGCCCGGAGGCCACACCGCUUGCCAUGGAGCGUCGGAGGCACGUGACGGGGUGCUGCCCGGAGAAGAUUGCCGCCUUCCUGGAGCAGCUCCGUGCAGCAGUGCCGGCGAUGGUGGCGGAGGCCCCUCCCCCGCCACCCCCUCCUGCUGCGACGACGAAGCCGAAGGGCGGCACAUCUCUGCACCACACCGCCCGCUCACUCGAGGCGCUGACAGAGUUGUGGGAGAACCGGCGGGAGGCUCCCAUUCCAGUAGUCAACACGCUCGGACGGAAGCGUGGCCUUUUUGGUGAGGUGGAGCGGAAGGAACUGCAUCAACUCGUUAUCUCUAUUCUUAACCGUGUUACAAACGACGCGGAAAAGUACCGCGAGGUAAAGAAUGAGCUCCUGCGGCUGCCUAUCCCGGAGGCGAAUGACAUGAUGCUGGCAAAAAUUGUUGAAGUGUUUUUCAUGAAGGCGGUUAAGGAGCAACACUUCUCCAACUCUUACGCUGACCUGGUGUCGGCGCUCUGUAAAGUGCCAGAGGGUCAGAAGCUCAUAGGAGAUAAAUCACAGAGCCUUGAGUUCCGCCUGCGGCAACAACUACUGCAUAGAUGCCAGAUGGAGUUCCAGCAGCUGGAGGAGAAAAACGUAGAGCAGGCCGAGCGUGGUGGUGAAGAACGCGCCUUACAAAAUGCUGAAGAGAGCUUUAAGGAGCGGCGUGAUCGUGCGUGCGGCAUUGUACAGUUUGUUGGCGAGCUCUACCUCCGCCAUAUCGUGACGGAGAAGGUGAUUGAGCACAUCUUCCUUACGGCUUGCACUGGGUUGUACGGACACGAGGGGCUUCGCGUCGUUCCUCCCUAUACGCCAACGGAAAUGCAGAUGGAUGAGGUGAUCACGCUUCUGGGCAUUGUUUCCUCCGUCUUCUUCCGCUCUGCUAUUGGGUGCACCAUGCUCCCCGGCUUAACAGCUGUCCUACAGCAUUGGUCGGUGCGCCACCCGGUGCCUCGUAUUAGGUUCCUUCUUAUGUCUGUUGUCGAGCGACUACAAAAGACGUUGGAGGAGCGGAAUGCCACCAUUAAGACGGCGCAACAACAUCAACAGCAGCAACAGCUGCAGCCGCCUUCUGAAGAGCAAGAACAGCAGCAGCAGCAGCAGCAGCAGCAACAGCAAUAUCCUUUGUCGGAUUUGAAGAGACCAGGGGCUACCGCUUCCGCGCUGCGGCCCCAUAGUCCUUCCAGCGAGGAGGGCACCUUCGCCUCCACUAGCGGUGCUGGGCGGCAUGCGCUGCCAUCAUCAGCAGCCGCAGCCGCUGCUGCUGCAGCAUCAGGGAUUCUUUCGCGUGAUAUAUCACCCAAGAUGAAGCCACCUGUCUUUGUUGGUGGUAGGCGCAUUCCGGCCCCCCGCAGCGCCGCAUCGCGUCACGGUAGUGUAGCGCUGAGUGCUUCGCUCAACUCUACCGCGAGUUCCAGUGGCCCGGUGGCGAAGCAGCUGGCUACGACGGAGAGUGUAGCGCGCUACAUGCAGAAUGUCUCCCUCACCGGGCGCAGUGUGGAGGAGGUGGUGGACGAGAUCAUUAACAACUUCGCCAACGUCAUUGCCGUUGUGGAGGUGUGGACAGAGCGCUGUCUGACUGUUGUGAAGGCGGCGAAGGACCGUGCGUUGUACGGCGCAUUCUUGCAGUCUCUCAACAACUAUCACAAGGGCUCGCUUAGACCGGAACUGCGCAAGGUGGCGAUGGGCGCCUUCGCCAACGCGGUGCGGCAGAAGCUGCACGAAGACCUCAACAUCUUCCGCUAUUGGGUGGAGAUGAUCUACAGUGAUGCAACGCGGGAGGUGCUGGACGAGGACCUGCUCAACGAGGCGCUGCACCACCUGCUCGGCAACGACGCCGCGGCGGUGCGCGCGUACCUGUGCGACGUGUCGAAGCAGACGAACCUGCGUAGUCCCCAGCGGCCGCCGAGCGAUGAGGCAACGGACUUCGUGCGCUACCGCCCGCUGCACGUUGUGCACCGCUACCACAAGCAGCGCGAGCCCGGGUUUGAGCUGCGCGUGGUGAACUUCCCCGACGUGCGGCAGGUGAACCUCGAGAUCGAGGUCUUCUGCGCGCUGCUCACCGGGGCGCCCUCGAAGGAGGGCCUCUUCGACGCGGUGCGGUCGUCGUCGCGUCUACGCUGCCCGCUCAUUGCACCGGAGCUGCUGAGUGCCGUGCUGCACGCCGAGCUCUGCAGCGAUACGACGGCGUUCCUCGAGGACAACUUGGACCUGCUGAGUUUAGUCAGCGACGGCCCCGAGCGGAAGACGCGCGAGAUCCUGCUGGUCGCAGAGCUCUACGCAGUGCUGAAGAACGCGCCGGCGGAGGCGACGCGGCCGAUCUCCGCGGGGUCGCGCGUCAUGGCGAAGUUAGAGGGCUGCAUCGUGUCCGACGAGACACGGCACCGCGCGCAGAAGUACUUCGAGCCGCGCGAUGAGUUCGCCCACCACUACAUUGGCGCGCAGGUGCUGCCGCUGCAGGUGCGCCACGGCAACAACAGCAUCACCGCGAGCGGUAGCGGCAGCAGUAGUGCGAGCAUCAACAACAACAACAACAGCGGUGUCCCGCGUCCUGCGCUCCAGCGGCGGUGA